Molecule: messenger RNA, 165 nt
Organism: Gaeumannomyces tritici R3-111a-1
Lineage: Eukaryota; Fungi; Ascomycota; Sordariomycetes; Magnaporthales; Magnaporthaceae
Exons: 2
Coding region: 1-165 (54 amino acids)
Source: RefSeq, a predicted model, not a curated record
AUGUCAGCAGAGAUGGGCACCCAGAACCGCCGCGGCUCCAACACUGCGGCUCAAACCCUUUGUUGGGAGCCUGUCACUUUCACUAGACUCGAGCCACAACCCGCCCAGUCCUGCACAAGUAGCGCACAGCCGCAAGCCUCUGCCCACCAUGGAUCAAGACUAUGA